Molecule: messenger RNA, 819 nt
Organism: Aureobasidium melanogenum CBS 110374
Lineage: Eukaryota; Fungi; Ascomycota; Dothideomycetes; Dothideales; Saccotheciaceae
Product: concanavalin A-like lectin/glucanase
Exons: 1
Biological process (GO): carbohydrate metabolic process
Molecular function (GO): hydrolase activity, hydrolyzing O-glycosyl compounds
Source: RefSeq, a predicted model, not a curated record
AAACCGCCGUCCUCUCCAUCUGCUCCAGCACAACAAGCCCAACCCUACUGGUCACCACAAUGCCAACCACACAUCCCCGUCUCGGCGCACUUCAAACACGAACAAGGAAACUGGGGCUGGGGCAACAACGAAUCCCAAAACUACGUCGACGACACUGCAAACUCGUUUCACACAAACGAUGGCGCAUUGGUGGUGCAUGCACUAAUCAACCACUCCCAUCCUCAACAAGACAGAAAGUUUACUUCUGCGAGACUGUCUUCGCAUCAAACGCUUGCUAGAUGCAGAGGUAGUGUGUCUGCUCGCAUCACAGCGCCAGUGGCUCCAGGCAUCUGGCCUGCGUUUUGGUUGUUGCCUCAAGAUCCAUUUACCUGGCCUUACGACGGCGAAGUGGAUAUUUUCGAAGCUUGGAAUGGCGAUGCUACAAACCAUACUUGUUUACACUGGGGCCAUUUCAACGGCGAAGACCACGACAAGCACCGUGUAGUGGAAACUCCUAUCCCUGCCAUUUCCUCACCCCACGGCAUGAGAUUUGAUUUCGCGUGGGACGAAGACGAAAACACAAGACAAGGUAGAUUGGUAUGGUAUAUCGAUGGCAGACCUGUCAUGAAGGCAAGCAAACCCGCGGGAACGAGACCGAUGAGAGAUUACAGGAUUUUGAUCAAUGUGGCUGUGGGUGGGAAUGUGUGUCAGGGUGUCAUGCCUAAAGAUGGCACGUAUGAGUUUGUGAUCAGAGAUCUUGCCAUGUGGGAUGCUCCGCCUGGUGGUUGGGAUAGAUUUGGCAGGGAUUGGAAUAGUACGAGGGAGGGUCAUGGUAUGUAG